Molecule: messenger RNA, 1548 nt
Organism: Marchantia polymorpha subsp. ruderalis
Lineage: Eukaryota; Viridiplantae; Streptophyta; Marchantiopsida; Marchantiales; Marchantiaceae
Source: the annotation of a GenBank genome assembly
ACAGUCGCCACUGCAUGACCAACGUUCCUGACACGGGGGGCUGUCUGCGCUGCAUGUGGCCCUCAAGGGCAAUAGGGCGAAUCGAAUCGAAGCGAAGCUCGAGAGCUCGCUGGCUUGGCCUCCUCUGACUUCGGGUUCGUCUCGUGCACGGCCAAUGGAUUUGAAGCUUCUCCUCUGAUCGAGCAUCGCUCGCUGGGUCGACCCGCGUCCGAUUCCGGGGCGGAUCGUCUUUCGCCGAAUUUUUCAGGUUUGUAGGCAGGCCCUCGCGGAGGAGCUAUGGCCUUGCGCAUGGACCCGAGAGAAGAGUAACUCGACCUCCGAUUCCUUCGUUCGUUUCAAAAUGAUCGGUGUCGGGAGAACGAAGCAGCACGUGAACGUCGUGGACAGGCCUCUUGGGAAAGGGAAAGUUGAGGUGAGUUUGAGCGCGUUUUCAUUUUUGUUCUCCGAGCUGGUUCAGUACAGCCAAACCCGCGUGGACAACAUUGCUGAGCUGGAACGCAGAUUGGAAGACGCUGGGGCUGGAGUUGGAUUACGAACACUUGAAUUACUAUGCCACCGAGAAAAGGGAAAUAGACGAGAAACCAGAUUGCUCGGUAUCCUGUCCUUCGUCCACAGCACUGUAUGGAAGUGCUUAUUUGGAAAGGUUGCAGAUUCAUUGGAGAAAGGAACUGAGCACGAAGAUGAAUACAUGAUCAGUGAAAAAGAGCUGCUAGUCAACAGAUUCAUAUCGGUUCCAAAGGACAUGGGAGCGUUCAACUGUGGUGCCUUUGUCGCCGGAGUUGUCAAAGGUGUUUUAGAUGGAGCAGGAUUCCCAGCCCGAGUAACAGCUCAUUUCGUAGCUGUUGAAGGACAAGCCCGGCCUCGGACCACCAUCCUUAUAAAGUUUGCAGAAGAGGUGCUACAGCGAGAAGCACGGCUAGGUUAAGCCUGCUGACAAGAUUUACCGAGACCCUAAACGUCCCGAAGAUGUUUUGUCCUCAUCCUAAUCUCGACCUCAAUGGGAAAGUAUUAUGGAUUGGUUACUUGUGAUCCUGAUAGAAAUGUGCUUUCAAGCCAGCUCGCCGUAAUGAGAACUGCAAGUGAAGGCUUGGUCCACGUUGUGUCACUAUAAACACAACGAACGGGUCGUGUUGAUAUGCCAAUUUCCAGGUCUCAACAUUUGUUCGAUCACAACAUCUGCUCUUGGGCAUGUCGGAAGGUGCAAAGUUUUAAAAGUACGAGUGUCGAGUAUUGUUAGUGAGUAACUUCGAAAAGGAAUUUGAUGCAGCAUUGUUCAUCAAUUGGUGUUUGCUCAUGUCAAUAACUUCAAGGCUCAGAUGGAGAGUUGCCAUUCCACCCUAGUCUUUUUCAGCAGCUUAUCUUCUGUAGAGAUGAUUUUUUGUUAGAAAUGGAAACCAAAUUACUCCGGUGGCCUCUAAGUCACAUCUUCAAACCCCAUGUGAGUCAUGGGCUUUCGUUGUCAGUCACCAAUCAACAAAACUAUGGCACUGCAGGUGUAUGCAAUGGCUGAGAUAUGCUUUUUCACAUCAAAAGAUGUUUGAUAUGUCU